AAAUGAUUCUCGGUUCCUACAUUUGCAAACAAAAAACAAGAAUGGCGAUCCUGUUAUUUUCUAUCGUUUUCCGGCUCCAAAACGCUGGAAAGAAACGGCAGAAAGGAGGGAGCGAUGGAUUAUUGCGUGUCAUCGCGGAGACUCAUUCGUGUGCAAGAAAGACAGCUACAUAUGUAGCUUGCACUUUGUCGGUAAAAAUGGGCCAACUCUUGAACAUCCUGAUCCCAUAUCAGCUAUAAAAAGCAAAGAAAAGGUUUGUCGAAUGUAUUUGCGUGUUUUAUUGUAAUAUUUAACUUGCGUUUCCGAGCAACGAGUUUAUACAUAUUUAUAUAUUGUAGGUUGAAAGGCUUCAUCGUAAACGCAAAGCUCCCAAGCAGCGUUUAGGCAUAGAUGUGUCAGCAAGAAAGGCUACAAAAGUCGAGGGAAAUGCAGAAGCGUCAGAGAUGUUAGAUCUAUUGGAUUCGGACUCAUAUGACUCAAAGUUGGAAACGACAAAGGAGGAAAUAGUAGCAUCCGAAAGUUUGUUGUUAUUGGGAGAAGACAUGACAGAAAGUUCAGAACAAAAUGACAUUGGCUCUAUAAAAAAGGAUGAGAGCGUGCAGGUAUAGCAUAUAUGUAUAUUUAAGAUGGUCUAAAGAGUUAAUUCAAGCUGAUUGUAGAGGCAAUUGCCAUUUAUAUCAAUUCUGGUUAUUUGCUAAAAUUAACAUUUUGCAAAAUGCAUCUGUUCAUAACAAUAAUAUUUAUUAUUUAUAUACAUACUGUAGUAUGUGUUUAUAGCAGAGUGUAUAGAUCAGUUCAUAUUUCGUAUUGUAUAGACAGGCUAGACAGCUGGUGCAAGUGUAGAUGAUAGUAGAGUAGUUUUGUAAACAAUGAAUUUAUUCACAAGUUUAUAUUUAUGCUUUAAUUUAAUUAAUAGACAAAUGUUGUAGCUUUGGACAUAAAAGACUAUUCAGAUGAGAUGCUAAAGAGUUCCAAAAAGUUAAUGAAAUAUUUAUUCAUUGCUCUGGUAGAUGACCCAAACAAGACCUACCACUAUACAGGUUGGCAGUAAUCAUGGUUUAUUUUAAUGCAAAAUAGAAUAAAAUUUGAUAAAUAUUUCCCUUUCUGUUAAAGGUUUAUCAAAGGAGUACCUUAAUGUUUUAUAUGUGAAUGUGAAGAAAAAGGCAAAGUCACUGACAAUGUGGUCAGGUACUAUAAAGACGAAACCAAACGUUGGCUUACAAAGUAAAUAUGAAAAGGUAAAAACAACGAAAAUGAAUAUAAUGUUAGGUUAUUAUGUCGACAUUCAUUGCCAUGAUAUAUUAGUUAAUCAGAUGCAAUGAUCAAGGCACCAUGUUAGUGAUAUUAUAAUACCAUUUAGGCUCGCUAUUCCUUGGUUUCCUUUGUGUUACCACCAAAUUAACCCAUUGAUUGGCAGCACUCUCUACUUGACGAGUAACAUCAUCUGGCGUUAGACAGAGUAAAAUACUAAUUUAAAUUAGGGCGCAUCAGGGUGCAUUGCCACUUUUAGGGUUAAGCUAUCAUCAUCAAAUGGAAUCGAAGUAGUUAAUGGUUGCCAGGGCUCUAUAUUGAUGGGCUAGCUUUGUAAAUAAUAUGCCACCAUGCACCAUAUUUCACAAUGACCUGCUGAGCACUUCCCCUUUAUUAGUGAAUAAAAUUAUCUGGGUGGUAAUUCAUUUCUAGAAAGCAGACAACCUAACAAAUAUUAAUGUUUUAUAUUUUUGUUUCACUUUUCAGCAAAGCCUGACGACUGCAAGUCUUACCAUAAGGGAACAACUGAUUUUCACACUGGUUCGGUUACGGAGACGGCCUACUUUAGCUUCGUUGUGUUCCACUUUUGGCAUAUCUGUUGGAUCUGGCA
Paramuricea clavata is the source of this 1861-nucleotide messenger RNA. The record is from the annotation of a GenBank genome assembly. Lineage: Eukaryota; Metazoa; Cnidaria; Anthozoa; Malacalcyonacea; Plexauridae.